AUGGGUUCUCUGGAAGUUAAUCCAUCUUCAUCAUCGAUCAAUAAGAAUAAUCAAGAUAACGAUAUUGAGACAAUGGAAACACAGGUUAAACUUUUAUCUCACGACAUGUCAAAAUCUAUAGAAGUUGGAAAGAUGUGGAUGAUUGUGGAGUUUCAGAAAGUAGACAAUCAAACCAUGUUGAAGGAUGAAAUCAGGGCCCUGUUAAUUCAAUGUGGUUGGUACUUAAGAGUCAGUGGGAGUGUCAAAGCUGUGGUGCCAACUGGAAAAUCUGCAGAGAAAAGUAAAAGAAUGGGUGGUGGUGGAGGUGGUGAGUGGUUUUUAAUUGAAGUGGUUUGCAAUUUUUCUGAACAAACAUUCCACGAGGUAAGAAUGGGACCUAUUGCUAAACUUAAGAAGCAACAAUGAGGUCAAAAGACAAUCCACAUUCCGAGGUAAAAUCUCCCACUUGGAGGCUGAGGCUGAUUUAUCAAUCUGCUGUCAACCAAACAUAAACCAUGCAUUGGCAAAGAGAUUUGGAGUGGUACCGGGGGACAUUGAGGAGAAGAGUUGGGAAGCAAUCAAACAACAAAUCUCUCUAGUCCCAUGGAGUCAACAAUGGUGCUCUCAUCAGUGAUGGGUGAUGGCCGUCGGAGAAGACAACGGGAGAAGAAGGGUCAUGUCCUGAGGAGAGGGAGAGGGUGAGGGAGAUGGAGGGGGCGGAGGGGAAGGAAGAGUGGGACCAUUUAUAUAUUUAUAUUAAUUAUUAAAAUAUAUUAGUAAUAAAAGAAAUACAAAAAAAGAUGAGGGUUAAUCGAUCAUUUUAAAUCGACUAAGAACAAGAGUUGCAAAUACCAAACCACAGAGAUGGAGAAUGGGAGAACGAGAUGGUUAACCUUUUAGGAUAUGGGCGAUUAAUAAUUUUUUGCAGACCACAAAGGACAACUUAUAUAAUUCACUCAAAAAUUAUUUCAAGUAUGUUGUCAUGUCAUUAUCAUUUCGUGAU
This is a messenger RNA of Lactuca virosa, 982 nucleotides long. The record is from the annotation of a GenBank genome assembly. NCBI's taxonomy places the organism in Eukaryota, Viridiplantae, Streptophyta, Magnoliopsida, Asterales, Asteraceae.